Exaiptasia diaphana is the source of this 1824-nucleotide messenger RNA. RefSeq lists its product as uncharacterized. Gene Ontology annotation, biological process: translation. The record is from RefSeq and is a predicted model, not a curated record. Gene Ontology annotation, molecular function: structural constituent of ribosome. NCBI's taxonomy places the organism in Eukaryota, Metazoa, Cnidaria, Anthozoa, Actiniaria, Aiptasiidae. The transcript is spliced from 3 exons. Gene Ontology annotation, cellular component: ribosome; mitochondrial large ribosomal subunit. The coding region runs from base 18 to 725 and encodes 235 amino acids.
UAGUUGAAUCAUCCAAGAUGGCGGCUCCAUUGCUUACUCGCGUGUCUUGUUCAUCUAUGAUAAAAACGCUAACUUCUGGUUUAAACCUCACUACUGUUCGCUUAGGAACGCAUAGAAAGCUUCCAACUAAAAAGGUUGUAAACCCUUUUGUUCAGAGGAGAACAGAUCUAAUCAAAAGAAUCGUUGUGGCUCUUGUUCAACAUGAACGAAUCCAAACAACUCUUCAAAAGGCACAUCAAGUACAGAAAUAUGGGGAUCUUCUUAUAACACUAUCACAAAGAAGAUCCCCACCACCAGACCUGGACAUGAUUGAAAAUGGAUUUAUUCUGAAUGAAAAAGAAGCAUUCGAGAAAAUGAUCACCAGGCGAAUUGUUAACAGACGAAGUAAAAAAGUUCUUUUACAGYCCAAACAGCUCACAGAGGAAGAAUUUAUUGUUAGAUGUCGCCAAGAAGCUUCAAAUAUGCUUAUGGGGAAUCAAGAAGCUCUUGAUAAAUUAUAUGGACCUUUAAAGGACAGAUAUAAGGACAGAUAUGGUGGAUUUGUAAAAAUAACUGCAAUACCAUGUCCACCUAAAGCAUUGUACCCCAAAAUGGCAUAUGUAGAACUAGUGGAUAAUGAACUUGAACCACUUCCAAGUUUUCCUGUCAUUAGGCAAGGAAAGAUAGUAGUGUAUGGAGAAGAUAGCAAUAAUGAAGUGGAAAAUGCUGUGGCUCUAAAAAGUUAGAUUGACUGACUUGUUUUUCCCUGAGAAAUAAUUCAGUCAACCUUUUUACAGUAUUGAACAUGCCAUUUUAUGAAAGCAAUGUGCAAAAUUGGAAAAAUCAAGUGAUAUCUAGAUAUUUUUAAGUGGUUAUUGCCUUUGACUACCACCCUYACAAUUGUCAAUGAUAUUCCUCCUACAAAAACAAAUACAAACACUAACAUUUCUGUCCUUSUUUUCUGGGCUGAAUUAUCAUUUAUUUUGCAACAAUAAAACACUGUCAUAAAUAUAAUAUAGACUUAUGUGAAUUAUCAUUAUUAUUGAAUUCCUACAUUUUGCCUCCUCAUUGGGUACAUUUUCUUGCUUACAAUACAAGUAAUCAAGUCAUUAAAGGACUGAAAUAGUUUUGUAUUGCCUAAUUUAUUAUUUGAUAAUAUUAUUAGACUCUACAUGAUCAUAACCUUUGCUAUUUUGGAUAAAUAGACAUUUAUACAAUCAAUCCAUUAGCAUUGUUCAAUUGACAACAACAAUGUCAUUUGCAUAAAAUGUUUUUUUUUCAAUCCCAGUUUGACUCAAAACUCCAACUCAUGCUUGCAAGUUAAAUGUCAUUUAGUACAUUGUCAUAAAGUUUGGGUAAUUGAGGUUGAAUAAUCUUGCCAAAAAUACAAAUAUGAUAUUUGCAAAUGACUUUGUUGUUGCCUUUACAUCAUUACAACUGAAAAACCUUGAUGGAAAUGACUGUAUUAGGCCCAUCAAAAMAAAUAUYAUAUUGAUCAUCCCAUUUUACAGUUYCAAGUGUUAUCUUCAAAAUUAGUUUUGCAUCUAACCAACAUAGAAGUGAUAGAUCCUUUUUUUCACACCUAUAGGACAAUUCUUGACAGUUAUCUAUUUGCAAGCUGUACCCACUAUCUAGCUUUGAUGCAAAGGCUCAGCUAACUUUGUACUUCAGCUACCUGGGAGCAUAGUAAUAUAGUAUUCAAUGUAAAUUAUGUUUGUUUUGUCUAUAAAUUACCAGGCAAGCAAUUCAACAGGUCUAAGCAGUUGAUGCUUUUAAAUAAUCUAAUUGAAGAAAAUCAGGUCAAAAACCCUUGUUUGUAAAAACAUGCCAUUUUGUUAACGUUGU